Daucus carota subsp. sativus is the source of this 800-nucleotide messenger RNA. RefSeq lists its product as uncharacterized. The record is from RefSeq and is a predicted model, not a curated record. Lineage: Eukaryota; Viridiplantae; Streptophyta; Magnoliopsida; Apiales; Apiaceae. The transcript is spliced from 7 exons. Bases 133 to 414 code for a protein of 93 amino acids.
GGAGGAUUUUCAGGUUAGGGAUGUAGUUCGGGCCAAGUCCUCGAAAUGUGCUCCAGCUUGGCCAGCUCUAGUUGUCGAUCCAUUACGCGAUGCUCCUGAAUUUGCUUUGACUGAUUGUGUUCCAAACACCAUAUGUUUGAUGUAUUUUGGGGGCUCCAAGAAGGGGAAAAGGGAUUAUGGAUUGGUCCGACAGGAUUGAUAUAUCCGUAUGCUGCCUAUUCUGAUAGAAUACCUGAUUUUUUAGAAGCCGUAAAAGAAGCCACAUUUUAUGGCUGUGAGUAUAAUGACACCAGUGUGACAAACGAAGAUAAUGUUGAUUCCGCUUACCAGCCUACUUAUGAAGAUCUAGAAUCUCGUUUUAAUAAGACAAGGUUCACGCAACCAAAUUUGUCAUACUCUGCCUCUCAUUUAUGAAAGUCAAAGCAAUAUUGUGGGAUUUGUAAGAAGAUCUGGUAUUAGUCCAACAACGGGAAUUGGGUGAAGGAUGUUCGGGAAGAUGAUUGUUAUUGCCCGAAAUGUGAAGGAAACUUAAACUGCGAGGCACAGCUUCACAGAGAUCAAACAGACUGGAAAUGGAUGUGGGACAAGCUGCAGUACCUGGAGAGGUAUCAGUGAUUUGUAAUGGAAUGGAAGGGAUAUAUUAUUCAGCUCUGCGCUUGUGAUGGUGAAUUCCUACAAACUGGACAGCUACCUUUUAGCCGAAGCCACUCAUCAAUGCAGUCGGCAUGGAAACAAUGUUGGCACUCAGGAAUGCACCUGAGUGUCUCUUUGGCAUGGUAGUCCGAUAAGCAUAUUGGACA